Melospiza georgiana is the source of this 4799-nucleotide messenger RNA. It is a transcript of the gene RASL10B, whose product is annotated as RAS like family 10 member B. The record is from RefSeq and is a predicted model, not a curated record. The transcript has 4 exons. Lineage: Eukaryota; Metazoa; Chordata; Aves; Passeriformes; Passerellidae. The coding region runs from base 676 to 1287 and encodes 203 amino acids. Gene Ontology annotation, molecular function: GTPase activity; GTP binding.
UGCGGGAGAGUUCAUGUGCAGCGCGGUCCCUGCGCUCUGCCCGAGACGUUCCGGGGCUCGGCGCUGCUCCGUGGCCGUGCGGGGAUGGGGAGCAGCGCCUGGGGCUGCUGGAAACGCCAGGACACAGAAAUAUCUGCGUCUCUGAGCAUCUCUGCAGGGAAAUAACGCCCCGAUCCCUGCCGGGGCUCUGACCCCCUUUGCCUGUGCCAAGGCUGUGCCAGUGUCCUUGUGCCCCCAGCCGCGGGGCUGUGGCUGCUGUCCCCUUGUCCCCGGGAGGGAUGUGGCGCUGUGUUUGCCCCUGCACCCCCUCCUCAGCCCGGAGAUGAUGUUUUCUCCCAGCCGAAGGUGCUGACGAGGCUGGGGGGAGCCCGGCCGAGCCCUUGCGAUCGCCGCCAGCCCUGUGCUGUCCCCUCGGUGCUCGCCGGUGUCACAGCCAGCCCGGGUGGCCUUUGGGGCUGUUCCGAGCAGCAGAGGGGCGCAGGGACUCCAUCAGCAGCGUGUCCCGGGGACCUGGACCAUGGUUCCGGAGGUGCAGGCAGCGUCUUCCCUCUGUCCAGCGCGCAGUGACGGGGAGCCCCGGCGGGGCAAUGCAUCCUGAAUGGGGCUGAGGCCCCCUGCCCGGGAAUAUGCAGCCUCGGCACCGCGGGGGCAGCACCGGGGCCGGAGCGCGGCGGGAUGGUGGCAACCUUCAAGAUCGCCGUGCUGGGAGCGCAGGGCGUGGGCAAGAGCGCCAUAGUCCGGCAGUUCCUGUACAACGAGUUCAGCGAGGUGUGCGUGCCCACCACGGCCCGCCGCGUCUACCUGCCCGCCGUGGUCAUGAACGGCCACGUGCACGACCUGCAGAUCAUGGACUUUCCCCCCAUCACCGCCUUCCCUGUCAACACCCUGCAGGAGUGGGCAGACGUGUGCUGCAGGGGGCUCCGGAGUGUCCAUGCCUACAUCCUGGUCUAUGACAUCUGCUGCUUUGACAGCUUCGAGUACAUCAAAACCAUCCGCCAGCAGAUCCUGGAAACGAGGGUCAUCGGCACCUCGGAGACGCCCAUCAUCAUCGUGGGCAACAAGCGGGACCUGCAGCGGGGCCGGGUCAUCCCGCGCUGGAACGUCUCCAACCUGGUGAAGAAGACGUGGAAGUGCGGCUACAUCGAGUGCUCGGCCAAGUACAACUGGCACAUCCUGCUGCUCUUCAGCGAGCUCCUCAAGAGCGUGGGCUGUGCCCGCUGCAAGCACGUCCACACCACCAUCCGCUUCCAGGGCGCGCUGCGCAGGAACCGCUGCACCAUCAUGUGAGGAGAGCCCUGCCAGGGGCACCCCAAACCCUGGGAUGGUUCUGCUGCACCAUCAUGUGAGCCCAGGAACCCCCCCAAAAUCGGGGAUGGUUCUGCUGCACCAUCCUGUGAGAUCCCUGUCCAGGGGCUGCCCAAAUUUGGGGAUGGUUCUGCUGCACCAUCCUGUGAGAUCCCUGUCCAGGGGCUGCCCAAAUUUGGGGAUGGUUCUGCUGCACCAUCCUGUGAGAUCCCUGUCCAGGGGCUGCCCAAAAUUAAGGAUGGUUCUGCUGCACCAUCAUGUGAGGAGACCCCUGCCAGGGACCCUCCCAAAAUCAGAGAUGGUUCUGCUGCACCAUCAUGUGAGCCCAGGAACCCCCCCAAAAUCGGGGAUGGUUCUGCUGCACCAUCAUGUGAGACCCCUGCCAGGGGCUGCCCAAAUUUGGGGGUGGUUCUGCUGCACCAUCAUGUGAGCCCAGGGAGCCCCCAAACCCAGGGAUGGUUCUGCUGCACCAUCCUGUGAGGAGACCCUUGCCCUGGGGCUGCCCAAAUUUGGGGGUGGUUCUGCUGCACCAUCCUGUGAGGAGACCCCUGCCCAGGGGCUGCCCAAACCCUGGGAUGGUUCUGCUGCACCAUCAUGCGAGCCCAGGGACCCCCUCAAAAUCGGGGAUGGUUCUGCUGCACCAUCCUGUGAGAUCCCUGUCCAGGGGCUGCCCAAAUUUGGGGGUGGUUCUGCUGCACCAUCCUGUGAGAUCCCUGUCCAGGGUCUGCCCAAAAUUAAGGAUGGUUCUGCUGCACCAUCAUGUGAGGAGACCCCUGCCAGGGACCCUCCCAAAAUCAGAGAUGGUUCUGCUGCACCAUCCUGUGAGACCCCUGCCCAGGGGCUGCCCAAAUUUGGGGGUGGUUCUGCUGCACCAUCAUGUGAGGAGACCCCUGCCCAGGGAGCCCCCAAAAUCGGGGAUGGUUCUGCUGCACCAUCCUGUGAGCCCAGGAAGCCCCCCAAAAUCGGGGGUGGUUCUGCUGCACCAUCCUGUGAGAUCCCUGUCCAGGGGCUGCCCAAAAUUAAGGAUGGUUCUGCUGCACCAUCAUGUGAGGAGACCCCUGCCAGGGACACCUCAAACUUGGGGAUGGUUCUGCUGCACCAUCCUGUGAGCCCUCUGCCCAGGGACCCCCAAACCCAGGGAUGGUUCUGCUCCCCGGGCAGAGGGAGCUGUGCUGGAGGCACCUCUGGGCUUGCUGAGGUGACAUUUGGGGACAGGGGGUGCAGGGGGACAGUGAGGGGUGAGGGAUGGCCCUGAGCUCUCUGCCAGCCUGCAGAGCUUGAGGCCAAAGCCAUCCCAGGGCGUUGUACACAGCACUGGAGGGUGGAGGAGGUGCCCAGAUUUUUGGCUGUCACUUCAUCCUUGCCAGUUCCUGCCCUGGCAGCACAGGGGCAGCUCCUGGUGCUGCCUCAUCACCUGCUCCUGGAAGGGAAUUAUCCAGCACCUGUAUCCCAGUGUUGUGGGGGUGGUCCUGUCCCUGGGGCACAGGGAAACAGGAGUUCUGCUUUUCCCCUUGUGGGAUUUCUCCCCAUGGAGGGCAGAGCAGCCAGGUUACAUGCGCUGUCUUUUGGUUUGGUCAGGUCAGAUCUCCAGGCGGAAUUUCUGGAUGAAAGCAAGAAAGGGGGGGACAAAAGAAGUCCUAAUCCUGCUCCUGACACCCCCAGGAGCUGGGUUCUGCCUUCCCAGGGCUCUGAGCCCCCCUGUGCCCCAGCACAGCCCCAGCACAGGAAGGCUGUGAGCACCAAAUAACCUGGGAACGCUCCUUGCGGGGCAGGUCACCCCUCUGCUACCUCUGCUCCUGGGCUCAGCAGGUGACCAGCUUUGCACCCCAGCCCCGGGGGUGUCCUGGGCAUGUGGGCAUCCCCCUGUGCCCCCUGUGCCCCCCUGUGCCCCCGGCAGUGCCACCGGGCUGGGUUUUCCCACAGGGAUGUUGCCUCGGCAGCAACAGGGAGCUGGAGCAGCACUUCCAGCUGAAUUCCUGCUUUGGUUUUUUUUGUUUUUUUUUUUUUUUUCUCUCUGCAUAUCCCUAAUAGCAAAGUGAGUCCCCCAUGUUUUAUUUUUUUAAUUGUUGGAUUAUUAUUUUUUAACCUUCUGGUUUGUGUUGGCACCAGAGCUGCAGCUCGCCUGCAUGCUGCCCUGCAGGGUGGGGCUGGCAAAGGGCAGCCCCUGCUAGGAAAUGGUGAUGGGGUGGUGGAGGCAGAGCAAGAGGCAGAGAGGGUCGUGGUUUCUCCAUGGCUGGUCCCUGUGAGACACAGGGAAACACCGUCCUCACCUGCUGAGGCAGGAUCUGAUCUGAUCCAUCCUCCAGCAAAUCCAUCCCCACGAUCCCUGCUGCCACAAGGAGCUGGAGGGGUUCAUCAGAGCAGGACACCCAUCCCCUCUGCCACCACAGCCAGGUGUCCAGCACUGCUCCACUGUGCUCUCGGAAUUGCUUCCCAUCAAAGGCAGCUCCAGCUGAGCUCCAGUGCCUCUGACCACCCCAUCCCUGUGCCCGGGCUGGGGGUGCAUCCUGCUCCUCCCUCCCUGCUUGGGGAAUCAAACCCCUCGCUCCAAAAUUUAAAACAAAAAAAGGGAAAAAAUUAGGAAAGGCAAUGGGGGGACACGAGUUCAUCUCAGCCAGAAAGGGCAGUGGCACUUGUCACCAUCCCUCGCCUUCAUGGCAAACCUGGCUCCCUGUCCAAGCUCAUCCUGACAGGAUUUAUUAACACAUCUGAGUCCACUUAUUGAUCUCUGGCUAGAGCUUUACCCCUCCAAAUUAUCUGAGAAGGAGAUUCCUUGGUAAAUGCUAAUAAUAAAGCAUUUCUAAAGUGCUCACACGUACACAUAUCAACGACUAAGCCAAUACAUUGUUUGUUAUAACCCUGUAGCCUGCAGUUUAUAGCACAAUUAGUUACAGGUUUUUAUAGCAUCUCUUUAGUAUUUUGAAGAAAAAAAAAGAAGAAAAAAAAAAGGUUAUAAAUAUAAUUGUUAUAUUCUAUUGUACUUUAUAGACAGAGGAAGUUAUAUUAGUAAUAACAACAACUCUCACUGCUUCUGCAGCAUUUCCCAGCUCCUGGAAGAACCAGGGCUACACAGAGCUCCUCUCCCCAGAGCCCAGGAAGGGGUGGGUGGUGCAGGCAGGGAGAUCCCGGCUGUCCAGGCACAGGGAUUGGAGCACGAGCACCCUGCGGCCCUACUCACACCUUACUACAGAUUUACCACUCACCCAACGCCCCCCAGCUCCUGCUGAGAGCAGCCCGGGCCUGGCACAAGCUGGGAUGUCCAUUGCUGUGCCAGCUCUGUGCCCUGUGCUCCUGGGGGUGAUGCUGGGUUCACCAAGGAUGCUCCCCUCUCCUCCUCCUCCUCCUGCCCCACUGAGCAUCCCAAGCCUGGACUUGGCUUCCCUUUCCCCCCUGGACUCCUUGUUGGAGAUUCCCGAGGUGUCUGCACCGCCUGUGACGCCCUGCACCUCCUUCUUUGAAAUUGAAUUAAAAAUCAGGUCUGUCCCCUUGUUCUG